This is a messenger RNA of Aplysia californica (California sea hare), 571 nucleotides long. RefSeq lists its product as uncharacterized. NCBI's taxonomy places the organism in Eukaryota, Metazoa, Mollusca, Gastropoda, Aplysiida, Aplysiidae. The record is from RefSeq and is a predicted model, not a curated record.
GUUGGCGUUGCUCCAAGUUUGUAGAACCUGCAUUGAAGCGUCCUUUGAGAGAAUUGUUUACUGAUACCACAGUGUAACCCUUGCAUGUUCGGACACCCAUAGGUUCAAUUUCUAAUGCAAAAUUCUAUGUUGCAAGUGUGUGUAUAUGUUUGCCCUCAGCAUAGUUACAUGAGACGUAGUUGUUGGUAGUGAUAUUCACAAUUCAGAAUAAGGACGAGAUCUUUGUUGGCCAAUGUACCUCCAUAUACCAGCCAAUUCUACGCCGAGUCUUCCUGAUGAAAAACAUGAAGAAGACUGCGAGAUCAGCCGAGAUUUCUGGCCUGACAAAGGGGAUAGAUCAGGAAGCCGGAAGAGAUUUGAACACCAACGCCCGCCUUGGGUGCCGAGCAAGUUACCCAACAAGUUUGGGGUGACGAACCAAGCACCUCCAUACACCAUGUAUCGCAGGGACAGGCAGACUGUACAACCACAGUCUAUUUGCUCACCAUGACAGGAGAAAUCCCAGGGACAAUGGGUGACUGAUGGGGCCGUGAGGAAAUAAAGCGGUGUUUCCGUGUGAAUUUCUAUAAUA